Aspergillus calidoustus is the source of this 1293-nucleotide messenger RNA. NCBI's taxonomy places the organism in Eukaryota, Fungi, Ascomycota, Eurotiomycetes, Eurotiales, Aspergillaceae. The record is from the annotation of a GenBank genome assembly.
AUGGACCCUGUUAGCAUUUCUGUCUCUGUGCUAGCCGUCAUUACAGCUGCCCUUCAAUCGGCAAACACGCUCAAGGAAACUGUCACGCGCUUUAAAGAGCGUAAUAAAACGCUAGGCAGGCUCCAGAAUGAGCUGGAGGAUCUUACUAAAAUCCUUGAUCUAUUACAAAAUGCGGUUGAGACCGAUGCAUCAGUACUAGCGCUUCUCGAAGGUCCUGUUGGUCGAUGCAGCCAAUUAUGCAGCGAGUUUGAAGACUCCAUUAAAGUCUUCGCGAACAAGUCAAAGACAGGCUUUCGAGAUUGGACAAGAAUGGAAUUUAUGAGAGGCGAUAUUAACGAGUUUAUCGAGACUCUUGCGGGAUAUAAAUCUACCAUUUCAGUUGGGCUAGGCACUAUUACAAUGCAUACAUCUAAAGUGUCCUACAAAGUCAUUGAAGAGUACAAUGAGAUGAUCAAGGACACUUCAUAUAGUCUCAAGGAGCACCUAAUGCGCAUUGACGAGAAAUUAGCUCAACUUACCAUCGAAAAUACCGAGUAUUCAGAUGGAAGCACAGACCUGGAAGACGAACGAACAGUCACUGAGCAAUGCCUCCGUAUCUGUGAAGAUGCAAGAUCUUAUAUCGAAUCGUUGACGAAACGACAAACAAUCCUACAUCAAGAUUCGCCUAGGAAUCUUCCCGAAGAAGAAGUCGGGCAACGGCAAUUCGAAGCGCAAAAUCUCACACGCCAAGCCCUGAAUGAGAAUCAGCAGCGGUUCGUGGAGAUCAUCGUGCACCUUCAGAAACGCCUAGAGGGCUUGAUUAUGAACGGGGACUCUGGAGACAGAAGUGAGCGAUUACGUUUACAGCAAGAUCUCGAUAUUUCGAAACAGUGUCUCGAAGUGUGCCAAGUAGCUAGCGAUAUUUCUAACCAGAAGAUAUUCAAAGUAGGCGAGGUGGUUGCUGAUGGUGAAAGCGACCAGGUAGUGGUGACAACUUUGGCGGAUCUAUUCGACGUCAGAAAGGCGCUCUCCACAGGAAACUCGGCACAGCUGGUUGGCUCAAUGACACCAGGGGAUCUUCAGCAUUUGGUUGAGAAGCGUUAUAGCAGUCGCUUUGGGGCGUUAAAUAGUGGUUCUGGCCAUACUGCAGCGGGUGCUCCGAAUCCGCAAUCCGUCUAUGAGGCUAGGAGGACGGCGAAUGCCUUUCCGCCGAGAAUCAGUUCUGAAGAGCAGUCUCCUGGGCCGAGCACGAAACCUAGUACACCGUCUCCCAACGAGGUGAGGAAACGUAUGAUGGGGGGUGCAAAAGACUAG